This is a messenger RNA of Dicentrarchus labrax (European seabass), 3528 nucleotides long. It is a transcript of the gene ift88, whose product is annotated as intraflagellar transport 88 homolog. Gene Ontology annotation, cellular component: ciliary basal body; ciliary base; centriole. NCBI's taxonomy places the organism in Eukaryota, Metazoa, Chordata, Actinopteri, Moronidae. Gene Ontology annotation, biological process: intraciliary transport; kidney development; non-motile cilium assembly. The record is from RefSeq and is a predicted model, not a curated record. Bases 90 to 2723 code for a protein of 877 amino acids. The transcript has 27 exons. Gene Ontology annotation, molecular function: kinesin binding.
CUUUGAAUUGUGGGAUUGAAUCCUGAAAACGACAACAAACCAGCUUUGCUGUUGCUUCGUUUAAGAUAACAGUUUUUUCCCCCAUAUCCAUGAGCAUUUCGUUACACCACCUCACUGGAGAAAGAGAAAUGGAAAAUGUACACCUCGCUGUGGAGGAGGAGGAUCUUUAUUCGGGUUACAACGACUACAAUCCAACAUUUGACUCCGAGGAGUUGGAGAAUGAUGUGGGCUUCCAGCAAGCAGUCAGGACAAGCCAUGGAAGAAGACCUCCGAUGACGGCCAAAUUCCCUGGCACUGCCAUUGGAGCUCGGCCUUUAGCUUCUUCCUUUGGAUCUCGGAUUCCUAUGGCCUCUUCAAUGGGCAGACCCAUGACUGGCGCUGUGCAGGAUGGAGCAGCCCGACCAAUGACUGCUGUCAGAGCAGCUGGUUACACAUCCUCCCUGACCCGAGGCUCGAACUUUGACCCUCUGGGCCAGUCCAAAGGCCCUGCACCUCCACUUGAAGCAAAGAAUGAGGACACGCCUGAGGAGAAGAUCAAGAUCCUGGAGAAGAAAGUGAAUGACCUUAUAGAAGAGAGCUGCAUGGCACAGAGCAUGGGAGCCUUACAGCUGGCUCUUGAAAAAGCCAAAGAGGCAGGGAGGAAGGAGAGAGCACUGGUGAGACAGCGGGAGCAGUCUGGCAAUGCGGACCACAUCAAUUUAGACCUCACCUACUCUGUUUUGCUCAACCUUGCCAACCAGUAUGCGAACAAUGAAAUGUACCCAGAGGCCCUAAACAGCUACCAGGUCAUUGUGAAGAACAAGAUGUUCAGUAAUGCAGGCCGUAUGAAAGUCAACAUGGCCAACAUCUACGUCAAACAGAAGAACUACCCUAAAGCCAUCAAGUUCUACCGAAUGGCCCUGGAUCAGAUCUCCAAUGCUCACAAGGAGAUGAGGAUCAAGAUCAUGCAGAAUAUCGGCGUGGUCUUUGUCCGCAUGGGCCAGUACUCAGACGCCAUAACAUCUUUUGAGCACAUCAUGAGCGAGAGCCCCAACAUUAAGACAGGCUUCAACCUAAUCCUGUGCUACUAUGCCAUUGGCGACAGGGACAGGAUGAAGAAGGCCUUUCAGAAGCUCAUUUCUGUUCCUCUGGGCAUUGAUGAUGAAGACAAGUACAUCCCAUCUAAUGAUGACACCAGCUCAAAUAUGAUCAUCGAGGCCAUUAAGAAUGACAAACUUCACCAGAUGGAAAGAGAUCUAAAAGUCCUGGCUGAGAAGUACAUCAUGACGGCAGCCAAGCUCAUUGCUCCGGCCAUUGAGAAUUCUUUUGCUUCUGGAUUUGACUGGUGUGUGGACAUGGUGAAGAGUUCUCAGUAUGUUGAACUUGCCAACGAUCUAGAGAUAAACAAAGCCAUCACCUACCUCAGACAGAAGGACUUCAACCAGGCAGUGGAAACUCUGAAGACAUUUGAGAAGAAGGACAGCAGAGUGAAGAGUGCUGCAGCCACCAACCUCUCUUUCCUCUACUUCCUGGAGAAGGACUAUGACCAGGCUGAUCGAUACGCUGACCUCGCCAUGAAUGCUGACCGCUACAACCCGGCAGCACUUAUCAACAAAGGCAACACGGUGUUCGUCAAGCAAGACUAUGAAAAGGCUGCAGAGUUCUACAAAGAGGCACUGAGGAAUGAUUCCUCCUGCACUGAGGCCCUCUACAACCUGGGUCUAACCUACAAGAAACUGAAUCGUCUGGAGGAGGCUCUGGACUGCUUCCUGAAGCUCCACGCCAUUCUGAGGAACAGUGCCCAAGUCAUGUACCAGCUGGCCAAUCUCUAUGAGCUUCUGGAAGAGCCACAACAGGCAAUCGAGUGGUUGAUGCAGGUCAUCAGUGUAACUCCCACCGACCCCCAGGCACUGGCCAAACUGGGAGAGCUCCACGAUGGCGAGGGGGACAAGUCCCAGGCUUUCCAACACUACUAUGAGUCCUUCAGGUACUUCCCCUCCAACAUCGAUGUGAUUGAGUGGCUUGGGGCUUACUACAUCGAGACACAGUUCUGUGAGAAGGCCAUUCAGUACUUUGAAAGAGCCACACUCAUACAACCAACCCAGGUGAAGUGGCAGCUAAUGGUGGCAAGUUGCUACAGAAGAAGUGGAAACUACCAGAAAGCUCUGGAAACGUAUAAAGACAUUCACCGCAAGUUUCCAGAAAAUGUGGAAUGCCUGCGUUUCUUGGUGAGGCUGUGCACGGACAUGGGACUGAAAGAAGUCCAAGAAUAUGCCACUAAGCUGAAGAAGGUGGAGAAGAUGAAGGAGAUGAGAGAACAGAGGGUGAAGUCGGGCCGGGAGGGCAGUGCCAGAGGUCGGAGAGAAGGCAGAGAGGGCAGUGCAGGGAGUGCUGCAGGCGUCUCCACACCUGUCCUCAACUCUCCUAAGAAGGCCAGCAUCAUGGAGGUGGAUGGUAAAGCAGUAUCUCAGACUGAGUCUAAACAACUCAGUCCACUGUUGGACUCAGGGAGAGACAGCGGCCACAGCAGCAACAGCACCAAAGGAGAGCGGCUGAGCGCCAAGAUGAGGUCACUUCCUGGUUCCAAUGAGCCCUACGAGGCCAGCAGCCCGAAAGAAAUAGACGCGUCCUACGUGGACCCACUGGGCCCUCAGAUGGAGAGACCAAAGACGGGAGCCAAGAAGCGCGUGGAGGAUGACGACUUUGCAGAUGAAGAGCUUGGAGACGACCUGCUGCCGGAGUAGCCUCUGCCUUCACUGCAACAUUUGCUCUUUUAUCACCUUUUGAAAGGCAAGGGCACAACGUUUCACCACAAAACCAAAAACAGUUUAAACUCAGCUCUUCAGCAAAAAAAAAAGGAUUAUUUUUCACGGGCAUCAAUGAGGGUCCAGUGACUCUCUGUAGUCUCCUGUAAGUUGUCUGAUGUCUUUACCUUUGUCAGAUUGCUCAUGACCAAUCUUUGCAUCAUCUGAGUGAAAAACAGACUGACCCACAGCUGAUUUCUUGAAGGUAAAAUAUUUAUUCAUAUCCAUUCAGCAUUGGAAUACAUAUAUACAUGGCAUGAAUGCAACAAGAAGCUGCUUCCAGUGCAGUCUGGGACUGUUGGAACAGUUUUGUUUUGGCUCUGUACAAUGAGUUUGAAAUGAAUGAAUCACAGUGCGUUUUGACUUUAAUAUGUGUUUACAUUCCCACCCGAUGAAGUGUGCAGAACGUAUAGACAUACUUUUUGAACAGCUGCAUUUUAACCUCACCAUCACCUUUACAUUGUUAAUCCAGUGUUGGGAUAGAGAGCUGAAACAAUGAAAAACAUUUCACUGUUCUGAUAGUUUUGACUGCACCAUGUGUUUCCAUGUGUGACCCUGGGAAGCUUCUGGAAAAUCCAUCAGCAUGAUAUACCAAACUUAUGUAAUCCGUCCAUUUCAGGUUGUGUUUCGUUGCUCUUUGCUUUUUGUACUUUUCCAGAAAUAUUUAUUUGUUCUGUAAUAUUUAUUUGUCUUGUCAUUUCUUACAUAAUUAAAAGAGGACAUAUUUGAUCUAUUCAAGAUAAAA